GGUCUUUUGUUUCAUAGCGCAAUAUUAUGAAGUGUCUCGGAGUUUUUCACUAACUACAUAUUAUCCGAGUACCUUUUACUAAUUACAUAUGCCUAUACAACUCGACAACAAAUCUACUUUCAACCUCGAGCGGUUGGAUAGAUCCACUAUAAGGAACGGUGUUUAUCCUACUGGUGAACAUCCUGAAGGGAUUUCUCCUCUAGAAGCUGUAAAUUUGUAUCGUGAUAACCUAUCGUUGCAUGAAAGGAAAGAAAUUUUACGCUACGAGAAAAUUUUUUAUGUAGGUUGUACAGCUGAUAAACAUUCAAUAUCAAAUUGCCCACAAUUUUCUAUACAAAAAUUUAAUAAUCAAAUAUUACAAUAUUCAAAUGAUAAAGUAAAUCCAUAUCAUAAUAAUAACAAUAAUAAUAAUAAUAAUCCAGACAAUCAAUCAAUGUUCAAUGAUUCUGAUAAUUUCUACCGAAUUAUACAACAUGAUCACAUUGCCUAUCGUUAUGAAAUCUUAUCACUCCUCGGUAAAGGUAGCUUUGGACAAGUUGUCUCAGCUUAUGAUCAUAUGAAAGGAUGUAAAGUUGCUUUGAAGAUCAUCCGAACGGAACCACGUUUUACACGUCAGGCACGUGAAGAGAUACGUAUAUUGGAAACAUUAAGAAAUAUGCGUGAAUCUUCUGGUGGUGAAUUAAAUCGUUGUGAUUUUCCAAUUAUUAAUUUAUAUGAACAUUUUACAUUUCGUAAACAUAUUUGUAUGACAUUUGAAUUAUUAAAUAUUAAUUUAUAUGAUUUAUUAAAAUUAAAUAAAUUUACUGGUUUACCAAGAGAUCGUGUAAGACGAAUAUCUUUUCAAGUAUUAAAAGCUUUACAAUUUAUACAAAAAGCUGGAAUUAUACAUUGUGAUUUAAAACCAGAAAAUAUUCUACUUGUUUGGCCACAAUUGCCAGAAAAUGAUAAUAACAGUAAUAAUAUUAAUCAACAGAAUUCACAUAAUCAAUAUGGUGAUAAUUAUUUUAAAAAAUGUCAACAACAUCAAAAUCAUUAUAAUGGUAAUAAUAAUAAUAAUAGUAAUAAUGGAUAUGAUUCACUGAAUAAUUUACGUUCAAUGUAUCAACGUGUAACAGAACAAAAGGAUUAUGUUAAAUUAAUUGAUUUUGGAUCAAGUUGUUUUCAAAAUGGUCAACCAUAUCCCUAUAUUCAGUCGAGAUUUUAUAGAGCACCAGAAAUUCUACUUCGUUUAGGUUAUAAUGAAGCAAUUGAUACAUGGAGUUUUGGAUGUUUAGUGGCUGAACUAAUAAAUGGUUUACCAUUAUUUCCUGGAGAGGAUGAAACUGACCAAAUGGCUUGUAUUAUGGAAGUAUUAGGUCUACCACAUCCAAAUCUUUUACGUCAUUCAUCAGAACUAGAUCGUUACUUCAUUGAAUUCAAAUGUGAUAAAUUGAAACCAUCUACAUUGGAGUUUAUGGACAAAAAAGGUGUACGAUUAAGUAGAGAUCUUGUGUAUCUACCACGUUAUUGUUCAGUACGUUAUCCAGAUGGUGAUAAUCCUCCACAAUUGUUACCAGGUAUUUCAAAACGAGGUGGACAUGUUCGUGGUAUACCAAGUAGUUUACCAUUACUUCAAGCUAUUACUCAAUCAAGACUACGUCGUUAUAAACGUAAAGAUACACGUAGCGUAUCCAAUUUAUCAACAGCAAUAAAUCCAACCAAAAUGUCAGAGGAAGAAGAAAUUUACUUAGAUAAAGAUAAUGAAUUAAUUGUAAAUUUACUAUCAUCCUGUUUAACUUGGUUACCUGACGAACGAAUUCAAUCAAACAAAGCGAUUAUGCAUCCAUGGUUUAAUCAUUUCUAUAAUAAUAAAUCCACUAUUGGGUUUCGUUCACAAGUACGUGUUAGGAGUAUGGAAGUAUCAAAAUUUGCACCAAAUAAUAGUAAAUUAGCUAAUGAAAUUAACGAACGUCAUUUACUUCAUGAUCAUCGUAAUGGUCAUGAAUCACUGAAUAAAGACUCAUUGCAUAAAAUCAAUGGGUUAUAUAAUAGUGGAAGACAAAAAACAUCACGAAUAAAUUUAAUUAGUAGUCAUUUAGUUAAUUUUGAUAUUACACAUAAUAAUUCCAUUGCAAAUGAUUCAGUGAGAAAUAAUCAUGAAACUGAUGUAGUGCCACGCAUGGUUGAUGCACAGAGUAGUCCGAUUCAAGAGGAAGAAUUGAAAAAAACUCGUCGUAACUCUCAAAUUACCAUAGUACAACAACAGCCAUCAUACUUGGUUACUGUUUCUAAUUCACCAAAUACAUGUUCGAAAAAUUUGUCACAUUCAACUCAGCAUACUGAUAAACUGUCUUCUUCUUUUACUGGAAAUCGGCAUGUUACAUUCAUUUAUUCAAACAAUGAUAGUAGAACAAUAACAACGGCCACUCCGAUGACAACGACGAUGGUUGCUACUACUGCUAAUAGCAGUAAUCAAUGUGCUGACAACAAGUUAACCGUAUCAGAUGACAAUCAGGAAGGUCGAUUACUGUCUGUGAACUUAUCAUGUAAUCACCUAAACAGUGAUAAUAACAUUACUAAAAUCAAUAAUAGUAAUAUUGAUGGUACAUGUGAUGAUGUUACUAUUAACAAUACAACUAGCAGUAAUAUAAUUCAUAUGAAUAAAAAUAUUUUGAACGAUAGCACUAUCAACAACAGUAGUAGUAGUAGUAGUAGCAAUAGCAGUAGUAACAGCAAUCCCAACACUAGUGCUCUUGACGUAAUGCUUCAACAUUCAGAUUUAAUUACAUCAGUUCGUCGGUCGUCACUUAUUGAGUCGUUGACGGAAAUCAAUAGUUUAAGUGGAACUCAAUCCGAAGUUAUUGUAGAAAAACCACGUCCUCUAAUUCAUACCAAACCUGAUGCAAUAUAUCAAAGUAAAAAGCUAUUAGAUCGUAAUUCAACUAGUAAUAAUGAUCGACCAUUAUCAGAAUUCACUCACCAUCAUCAUCACCAAAAUAACCAACAUCUGUUUACGGAUUACGGUAAGACCAAAAUUAUCACAGAAAAUGGAAGUGAUAGCCCAACUUUUCUGAUCACUGGCCAUUGCUCUGACUCAACUCCUCAUCUACCUAACCUUAUGUCAUUUAAUAUCAAUCACACUAAUAAUAAUGCAAAUAGCACGAAUGCAACAGUGUGUAAAAUCACAAAUUCACCAAAUCGAUAUUCGUAUUCCAAUUUGCAUCAAACAGUACCAUUUGUAUCUUCAUUGACUAUUGACAAACCAUUAAACAAUAGUAUGAAUAAUAUUGUAAGUAUACAGAAAAUGAAGCCUGCCACUGAUGUGACCAUGAUAAAUGCCUCAGACAAACGAUAUUCUGUCCCAACACGUUCAAAGUUGAUUGAUAUACCACAAGCAGAAUAUGAAAUACCGAUUAUUGAUCAUAAUAAUAGUAGUAUUAAUUACAAUCAUAUCAAUGACUACGCUAAGCAGGAUAUUCAUUUUAUUCCAGUUACAUCAUCACAUGUGAUAAUUUCAACGGAUCCAGGUGUUUUCCACAAAUUAAAUACAACGUGUAAUAAUAGCACUAGUAAUAUAACAAGUAGUGGUCUGUAUAGAUAUCCAUCUAGCCAUUACAGUCAACAACAAUGUGAUGUAUAUCACAAUCAUAAAAAUAACUAUCAAUAUCGUCAGCAACAACCGCCAUCAUCGCAGUCGGUUCAAUUACAACAUCAAGAACAGUUCAAUCGCCAAACUUCCUGUUGGUUGGCUAACAACAAUAACAACUUUUACAGUAAUAACAAUCGUAAAAUUUUGAACCUUACAAGAAGCCAUACAGAUCCAAAAGAACAUUCUCUCAACAGUCAUCCGAAUGGGAUCAAUUCAGCUAUUACAGGAAUGAAUAGUUGUAGCAUUAUAAAUUCCACCAUUACACUCCCAGAAAUUGCCCCGAAACCACCAGCUCGUACAAAAUUAAUUAUUUCGAACAGUGGUAUUAAUGAUACUUCUAAUAAUACUGAUUACAAAAAUACAAUAAGAUGGCGUUCAGUUAAAUCACUAUCAUCAGAAGACUAUGGCUCUGCAAAUCUAUACGGCCCACAGCCUUACAGUCAACCAACUAUUGAAUCACACAAAAUUAUUGUACAACGAUUACCUCAGUUCAAUUUGAAUAAUAAUAAUAAUGGUCAUGGUGGUUAUACAGAUCAAAUUUCAUCUCAUUAUACUCAAUAUGAAACUUGAAACAAGUAGUCCUAAUACUUCGCCCUAUAGUUUUAUGAAUUAAAAGCAUUCUCAUAUAUAUUUGCUGUUAUUUAUCAGAGUUGUAUAAACGUGUUUUCUUAAAGAAAAUGAAUGUAUGUAUGAGUGAUUGUAUAACUACUUACUACUUUGUCAAUUAUACACAUAAAUAGAUUGACCAAACGAUGAUUUUAUACUUAUUUCAGAGUAUACACUAGUUCCUCAAUGUUCAUAUGUUUGUACAUGUGUGUAUCCAUCACUAUCACACACAUGCACGUAUACAAACUUUGAUUUUUACUUAGAUUUCAUUUGUAAUACCUUUUUUAUGCAACACAACUAGUUGACAAUAGAAAUGGGUUGCGUUUUUUAAGUUAACAAGUAGUAAUGACCCAAUCCGGUUUUCUUCUCGCUCUCUCUGUAUACAUACACACACUAUAGGCUUAGUCAUGUAUAUGUACUUGUGCAGUGCGUAUGUGUGCAUGCAUAAAGUGUAUUUCAAUAGUAUACUCAUAAAUACUUUUUCCCACCAGUUAUGUGCCAGAAAUAUAUAUAUAUAUAUAUAUAAUCCACCUUCACGAAAUGCUUUAGUUGUCUACUACCUUUUCGUUAUGUACACCUACCGACAUUUUAUGCAUCAGAAUUAAUUAAGAAACAUUACAUGUAUACUCAUUAAUUGAGAUUAAUAUAAGAGACCAAAGUAAAGAAAAUCAAAAAAGGAGAGAAACGGACAAUAAUGUCUUUCAAUAAUCUUUGUUUUUAUAUUUUAAAUAAAUUAUUAUUAUUAUUACUGUUAUCUGGUAUGUAAUCUUAACUUUGUCUUUGUUUUGCACCUCCCUUGACAACUUAAUCUUCUAAUUCAUCAGGUUUCCUAACUCAUACAUAAUCUUUAUUAUCUGCUUAUUUUUUUUUAACGAACUUAACUAUACGCAAAACAGUGUCACUAAUCAAUAACCAACAGUGAAAUGAUCAAUAAUUUUAACGAACCAAUUAAUUUCACUUACAAUCAGACAAUGUUCGUGUUAUUUUUGUGAUGUUUACUGAUUAUUAUUAUUAUUAUUAUUAUUAUUAUGUUUCAUUUAUUUUUACAUUUCCAAAAUAUUUAUGUCCCUAUUUAUCUAUUCACUUACUGUUCGAAUUCAUGUUAUUCUCUUUUCUAUUAAGGUCAGCUGAUGUUUAUUUUAUCUGUGUGAAUUAAUGUCGCUCAUCAACUUUUCUUUUUGUUGUUUUCUUAUUAUUCAAUUUUAUCAAAAUAAUAAUUGAUAAUUGAUUUGUUGUUUUUUUUUUACAUUUUUUUCUCUUAUCAUUAUUCUUUUUUCUAAAAAUAAACAAACUUAUUUAUUAGAAAGAUUUUCUUUUUGUCUUUAUUUACAGAUAAUGAAAUGAAAUAACGAUAAUAAUGAUGAUAAUAAUAAAGAAUUAUGUAAUUAAUCUCUUUUUUUAAAAAAUAUUUUUGUCUGUGUGAAAUAUCACUUUAGUUAUUUAUUGAAAUAAAUACUCAUUCAGUUGAUAUAUAAUUGAAAAAUAAUCUUGUUUUGUUUUGUUUUUCUAAAGAUUAAUGUGAAAAUAGAUAUAAUCUAUUGAUUGAACUUUUAAUUGUUAAGUAGUAGAUUAAGAAUUUAUUUACAUUUUCAUUUACAAUUGUUUAAUUAGUUAACUAAUAUUAAUCAUUUGGAUAUAUAAAAUUUUUAACAUAAAAAUUAAUUAGAUCAACACUUAAGCUUAUGACCCCUAAUGGAGCAUAGGAUAAUUGCUAUCCUUUAAAAUAUUAGUUAUUUCUAUGAAUUCAUAAUGAUGAAUAGAGAUUAUACACUUUUAUACUCAUAACUGUUCUAUUCUUCUAGGAUGGUGAUUUUUGUUUUAAUUUUUUUUUAAAUAUUACCUAACUAUUUUUUGAUUAUUUGAUUCAUUUAAUUGAAUCAAUUGACAUAUUUUACACUUUUCAUAGGGUAUUUUUGUUGAAUAGAUUCAUUUUGAAGUUACCAACAAAUAUUAAAAUGUUUAUUUUCCUAAGAGUAAUUGAUUUUGAAGUUCCUAAGAAUGAAUUUCAAUGUAGUAUUGCAUCGUUCUGUAUUUCAUCACUUAUUGAUACUUUAAAAGAUAUUUUUUCCCUGAAGGUCAAAAUUCGAAAUUUAGAACUCACUGGGUUUUUUUUUCAUUAUCAUAUCGCCUAAAUAUUUGUCCUUUAAAUCAUUCACUUUUCAUAUCUUGUAAGUGACUUCUUAAAGACACUCAGUCAAGUCAUAUAAUAUAUAAUGGAUGGUUCUAUACGAUAACUGUUUGAUAUUAGUAAAUUUGUUUUACGAUUAGAUAACCAGAAUGUAUUACAUCAAUAUCCAUACUUUGUUUCUUCACUAAACAAAACAGCUUAUGUAUAACUAUAAGCGAAAAUAAGAUUUUAUAUAUAGUAAUGAUUUAUUUAUCUAAUUUACAAGGAUUACAUUAAAUAUUCAAUAUUUGUUUAGAAAUUAUGUUUACAUAUGAAUAAGUAUAAUAUUAGUUAAUCAUGUUUUUACUGAAUAAUUGGGUUAACUAAUUAAUUAAUCAACUAUAUGAUUAAUAAGCGAUAAUUAUGAAAAUAAUGCAACAAUUCAGUGUCAUAUACAUAUAUCAUUUAUGAAAUAAUCUUGAAUGAUGAUAUCAUUCAAUUGUAUAUACUAAUAAUAUUACUUAUUAUAUUCAUACUGAUUGAUUAUAACUAACUAAUCCAAAUAGUAACUAAAUAAUAAUAUCAAUAUUAUUCUUUCAAUUAUUUUCAUAUCAAUUUGGAGAAUUAAAAUAAUGCAAAAUUAGUUGAUAAGUAUCAAAUAAAUCAAAUUGAAUUAUUACUUAUACAUUGUAAGCUUAAAAAAGAAACCAGUGUAUGUUGUCUCAAUACAUUCACUUCAUUGUUAUUUCAAAUUACCGCUGAUUUUGUGAUGAUAGAUAACAGUUUGUUUGUUUUUAAAAAAGGAAUAUUUCUUUUUAUUUUGUCAAUAAAUUUG
Messenger RNA from Schistosoma bovis, 7176 nucleotides. The record is from the annotation of a GenBank genome assembly. NCBI's taxonomy places the organism in Eukaryota, Metazoa, Platyhelminthes, Trematoda, Strigeidida, Schistosomatidae.